This is a messenger RNA of Sander lucioperca (pikeperch), 3733 nucleotides long. RefSeq names its product heat-stable enterotoxin receptor (gene gucy2cb). The coding region runs from base 292 to 3549 and encodes 1085 amino acids. Lineage: Eukaryota; Metazoa; Chordata; Actinopteri; Perciformes; Percidae. The record is from RefSeq and is a predicted model, not a curated record. Gene Ontology annotation, molecular function: peptide receptor activity; guanylate cyclase activity; protein kinase activity. Gene Ontology annotation, biological process: receptor guanylyl cyclase signaling pathway; intracellular signal transduction; protein phosphorylation. The transcript is spliced from 27 exons.
GAAAGCUGCCACUUAGAGGAACAGAGGGAGUGUGAAUGUGAGAAGCAAACGACUCAAUGAAGACCACAGACAAGGGUACUGGAUGUUGCUCUUGUAAAUAAUCUUUAGGUUCUGGAGUGGACACUAUUUAAUUUCUGGAAUUUACAACAACAAUUAAGAGGACGUUCUUGGAGUGUUUGGUGACUUUACUGCACCAUAGACGCACUGGACUCUGGAGCAGGAGUAUUGACAAAACCAAACACUGAAAGCCUUUACCAGAUCAUGGAAUCAAAAAAAAGCUCAAAAAUAUAAAUGCUCGCAACCUUCAAGCUGAAAAUGGGACCAGGGUGGUGGUGGUUGUGUGUCUUGGGGAUUCUUGCUGCCCCGUGUCGGGGCAUCAGACAGUGUCUGGAUGGGGUUACAAUCAAUGUGAUCCUGCUGCAAGAUGAAGAGUCUCCCUGGAGUCUGAAUUUUGUGGAAGGACAAAUAGAGAAGGCCUUAGAGACAGACGCAACCAUUAAUGCUGCAGAAGGUGCAAGGUUUAAUCUCACGGCUAACUAUAGUGGGUUCAACACAACCUUUUAUGAACGUAAAGGCUGCCAGAGUAGCACGUGUGAGGGAGUGGAGGAGCUAAGGAUGCUAAUGGAUUCAAAAACCCUGGGAUGUGCAGUGCUUGGGCCCACCUGCACCUACGCUACUUUCCAAGUGGUUGAUGUGGAAAAAGGUCUGAAGCUCAGUACGCCAAUCCUCUCGGCAGGAAGCUUCGGUCUCUCCUGCGACUACACGCUAAAUCUGCAGCGCCUCCUGCCGCCGGCACGCAAGAUCUCUGACUUUUUUAUUCAUUUCUGGAAAGACACCAACCAGAUUAAAUCUAAGUGGGAGACUGCCUAUGUUUACAAGAAACAGAGCAACACUGAGGAUUGCUUUUGGUAUAUAAAUGCACUUGAUGCAGACUCAAGCAAGUUUGUGGACAAUAUUCAGAGAACGGUGCUACGCAAUCCAGGAGACCUGGAAAAAGUACUAUCAUCAACCCAAAACAGGACAAGCAACUUGUUCAUCAUGUGUGGAUCACCAAUGGAUGUAGAGGAGGUGAAAAGUGGCUCCAUAGAGGCAGACAGCAGUGAUAUUAUCUUUAUCCUUAUUGAUCUUUACAACGAUCAAUACUACAUUAACACAUCGUCACUGCCAUCCAUGAGGAACGUGUUGGUGCUGACUAUGCCCAACACCAGAAGCUACACUAUCAACACAGACCUGAAAGACAAGAACACAAUGAAUGAUUACAUGGCGGCGUACCAUGAUUCUGUGCUGCUAAUAGGCCAGGUGAUGAGGUAUAUUGCUAAAGAAAAUGAGUCGGAGAUUCAGCAGAUGGAGUUUGUCAAUGCGAAUUACUUCAGAAACAUCUCCUUUAAUGGAAGUGCUGGGAACUACAAGCUGGACGAGCAUGGAGACCGAGACGUGAAUCUCUCAAUCAUUUACACCACUACUGAUGACAAGUACCAAGUUUUAUUCACAUUCAACACUGAGAAGGAAGAAACCAAAGUGGUUGAGACACACCCGUCGUUUAUCUGGGGAAAAACACUUCCUGAUUUCACACCAGACCUAGGUCCAGCCGCAGCAAAUAAUGACAUCAUUGUCAGUGUGUUGGCGGUGACAGUGGUUGUAGUGGCCACCAUGGCCUUCAUUUUCUACCGACAGAGCAGGAGAGAGCGCCGGGUCAGGAAGCGCUGGUCCCAUAUCGCCUCUGAUCUUAUCACACCACUGGAGAACAACCAACUCAAUGUCAUCUCUCUUAAGAUUGAAGACGAGAGCAAAAACAUGAAAAUCCAGAUCCGCCGUGCACUCUACGAUAAGAAGAUUGUGAUUCUAAAGGAGCUGGAGCACUCGGAUGGGAACUUUAACGAGACCCAGAUGAUAGAACUUAAUGAUCUCAUGCAAAUCGACUACUGCAACCUCACAAAGUUUUAUGGCACAGUGAAGUUUGAUGAGGGCGUGUUUGGAGUGUUUGAGUAUGGAGAGAGGGGGUCACUCAGGUAUGUGCUGAGCGAUAAGGUUUCUUACCCAGAGGAGACCUUCACAGACUGGGAGUUCAAGAUCUCCGUCAUGUACGACAUUGCCAAGGGCAUGUCCUAUCUCCAUGCCAGUCACAUCCAGGUGCAUGGUCGCCUCAAGUCCACCAACUGUGUGGUGGACAAUCGCAUGGUGGUGAAGAUCACAGACUUUGGCUGCAACAGCUUUCUUAGGCCCGGCAGAGACUUGUGGACUGCUCCGGAGCAUCUGAGGAAACAGGGCACCUCUCAGAAAGGAGACGUCUACAGCUUUGCCAUCAUCGCUCAGGAGAUUGUUCUCAGAAAGAGCACCUUCUACACCAAGAGCUGCUCCGACAGAGCAGAAAAGCUUGCCAGGGUCAUCAUGUCCUACUUCAGACCUGAUCUUCACUUUGAUACCGCUUCAGAGAAAGAAUUAGAGGUGUACAUGUUGAUAAAAAGCUGCUGGGAUGAGGAUCCAGAAAAAAGACCUGACUUUAAGAAGGUGGAAAACUGUCUGGGAAAAAUCAUCAGUAAAAUUCAUAACCAGGACAAUGAGAGCUACAUGGAUAACAUGAUCAGGCGGCUGCAGAUGUAUUCCAGAAACCUGGAGCACCUGGUGGAGGAGAGAACGGCCCUCUACAAAGCUGAGAGGGACAGAGCAGACUGCCUCAACUUUAUGCUGCUUCCUCGCCCGGUGGUGAAAAGCCUGAAGGAGACUGGUGUGGUGAAACCAGAGCUGCACGAAGAAGUGACGAUAUACUUCAGCGACAUCGUCGGUUUCACAACUCUGUGCCAGUACAGCACACCGAUGGAAGUUGUGGACAUGCUCAACGACAUCUACAAGGGCUUUGACAGCAUCGUCGACCACCACGACGUAUACAAGGUGGAGACGAUUGGGGACGCCUACAUGGUGGCCUCUGGGCUUCCGAAGCGAAAUGGGAACAGGCACGCGGUGGAUAUCUGCCGCAUGGCGCUGGACAUCUUGGCGUUCAUGGGAACCUUCCAGCUCCGACACCUGCCCGGUAUCCCUGUGUGGAUACGCAUCGGCGUUCACUCUGGUCCCUGUGCAGCGGGUGUCGUGGGGCUAAAGAUGCCCAGAUAUUGCUUAUUUGGAGACACGGUUAACACGGCGUCUCGUAUGGAGUCUACAGGACACCCCCUGCGCAUCCACGUCAGUCAGCCUACUAUAAAUAUCCUGCAGAGGACAGACUACAAGUUUGAGUAUGAGAUCAGAGGAGAAACAUAUCUCAAGGGUAAAGGCACGGAGACAACCUACUGGCUGACAGGCGAGACGGGCAAAGACUACGACCUCCCAGCUCCACCCACAACGGAGAACUUCCAGCGGCUCCAGCAGGACCUCGCCCACAGGAUCGUGGCGUGUCUGGAGCGGCGCUCUCGAGGCUCCAUCCGGAGGAAGAAGACGCUCUCGAGUCAGAGCAAGGAGGACGACAAGGACGGGGAAUCAGGGGUGGAGUCUGAGGGCGACCUUCCUGAGUACCUGCAUCUGGCCACUGUGGACAACACCCUCAGUACCUUCCUGUAGUACACACCUACUGUUGAGUACGUCACUGUAUGUUAUUACUUUUAUUUCUAUGGUUAUUACACUAUUCAGUGAGACUGGGAAGGUAACCAGCAGGAGGCAGAGAGGGAACUAAGGACUGUAGCACUGGUUAGAAGAACAGCAGCAAGCAGAGAUGUGAAGCUGAACUGAUCAGUUCCAUCCAUUU